AUGUCGCUCGACGUCGAAUGCGUCCUCCCUUGCGAUUUAUGGGCCCCAUGCAGUGUCCUCUGUCAUGGAAGCACGUUUUAUGAUCUGUUCGAAGCUGCCAAGGACGCCCAUAACGAUGAAUGCUUUUGUAGCGGGCGCGCUGCUAUGGACGAGAGGGUGGCUGAAUCGCGUCCAGAGGGGUGUACCACUGUGGCAUGGUUUUUCGAUGCGAGGACUCGGACGGGUUCGAAGGUUCAGCUCGAGAUACCCUUCUUAGUAAGUAUCUUACCUUACCCUCUGCAUAGCUCCCUCGCCAUCACACUCCGAGGGACUGAUUGCAGUCAAUCUACCUUACCGUCAUGCUCUCUCACUGGAUAUCAGGACAUUUUGUCGUCUCCUGGUGUCGUAUGGAUUGACAAAACAUCCUGUCUUACAGAAUUAUGUAGCCUCGCGACUUUUGACCCCAGGCUUGUUCUUGUCCGCCGUCCCGCAGUCUUUGAGAAAACUUCAUUCCUGGCCAUGGCAGAAUUUUUCUACGACGUCAAACAUCGCAACUCUCCCGCAUCUCGCUCUGCAUUAUCAUCUACGUUGAUCGGAGACUUUUAUGUUGCAAACACUGAGAUACACAAUAAACUUGCACGCAGACACAGUGCUGACCUUUGACCUGACCUGACCGCGACAUGCGUAACCGAUUUCGAAAAGUCGCUUGUCGAGCAUGUCAACACUGACUUGAAACGAUUUUUGGACAAGUACCAACAGGAGAUCGAAUUCGCACCAGAGAAUAUCUCCUCUCAUAUUUACGAAGUUGGGAUCCACUCGUUGGCUGGAGUUUUGAACCUGGCAAGCUGCUAGUUAAGCAUAAAAAUUC
This is a messenger RNA of Guyanagaster necrorhizus, 847 nucleotides long. RefSeq lists its product as uncharacterized. The record is from RefSeq and is a predicted model, not a curated record. The coding region runs from base 1 to 642 and encodes 213 amino acids. NCBI's taxonomy places the organism in Eukaryota, Fungi, Basidiomycota, Agaricomycetes, Agaricales, Physalacriaceae. The transcript is spliced from 6 exons.